Cylicocyclus nassatus is the source of this 317-nucleotide messenger RNA. The record is from the annotation of a GenBank genome assembly. NCBI's taxonomy places the organism in Eukaryota, Metazoa, Nematoda, Chromadorea, Rhabditida, Strongylidae.
GGAAUGGCUAUGAGAAUCAUAACUAUGGAUCUGACUGUUGUGGUUACUCAUUUUUUCGUUCGUCAUUGGCAUCGCAUGGCUUCAUCGUCAGCGCUCACUGCUGAAGUGAUUACUAUUUUUGGACUCUCGAACCAAAUCGAGGCAUUACCGCAGAGUCUUGCCAGGAUUGUCAUUUAUCAGUACGACUUAUGAAUUUCAACGACAAACUCUAUUCAAAACAAGGAAUCCACAGCCUAACAAAAGGGCACACUGAAUAUGUCGAGGUACUCAACGCCUUUGGAGGAAUCUACACUGGACAGCUUCGAAGCAAUGCUGGC